This is a messenger RNA of Ruditapes philippinarum (Manila clam), 3894 nucleotides long. RefSeq names its product interferon-induced protein 44-like. The record is from RefSeq and is a predicted model, not a curated record. The coding region runs from base 46 to 924 and encodes 292 amino acids. The transcript has 6 exons. NCBI's taxonomy places the organism in Eukaryota, Metazoa, Mollusca, Bivalvia, Venerida, Veneridae.
CAUUCUUAUACUUUUGAAAAGUAAUUGAAUUGUGUUUGUGUGAGAAUGGCUUUUAGAGUUCAUCUUGGAAUUGGCCUAACAGGGAAACCCUGGAGAGAACCUUGCGAAAACUUCAAAUGGAAAAAAGAAAUAGCAGAGAAACUUAAAACAGAUAUAAAAGGCAUCAAUAUUACAGAAGAUUCCAAAUUGAAAAGGUUUAAAGCUCUUACAAUUGGCCUUUAUGGGCAUGGUAAGUCUUCACUGAUUAACACAUUUGCUUCAGUAUGUGAAGACGAGAAAACAACGGUUUGCAAUGCUGCUUCGAGGGAAACAAAUGUCACAACAAAAUACAGAAAUUAUAUGUUGUCCGGCCUAUUGGAACAAUUGGUUCUGGGUGACAUUUCUGGACUCCCAGUGACAAAGAAAAUCGAUCCAUUUGUAGAAGAUAUCAAACGUAUUCUACAAGGACAUGUUAAACAUGGAUAUACGUUUAAUCCAGAAAUAAGCAUAUCUUCUGAAGACGAGAGUUAUGAAUCAUCGCCUAAUUUAUGGGAUAAGAUUCAUUGUGCAUUGAUUGUCAUCGACAGUACAGUGGCAUACGAACUUCCCGCAACUUUUGUAUGUGGCGUCAAGACGAUCAUGGAAACCAUAGAUUCUAAAAAUAUCCCUGUUAUGGCCGUUCUUACGAAAACUGACAAACUAUCAGAGCAUGUUAAACACGACGUAGAUACAAUUUUCCGAUGUAGGAAAAUCCUUCAGGCUGUUGAAGCGACAUCUAAGCAACUACAAAUUCCAGUGACGAAGAUAUACCCUGUUGUCAAUUUUGAAGAAAUGGAUCACUUUACCUGGAAAGAGUCGAUUCCAAUAUUGAUUGUCCUGAAAUCCCUUCUUCUUAUGGCAAAAAUGCAUGUUGUUCAUACAUUAGAUGUAAAAACUACAAAAUAAUACAUCAGCAAUUGUUAAAGUAGAUUUCACAGCCUCUGCACAAAGGACCCAAACAUCUUUUAGUGUUGUUUGUUUUGGGAUGUUUGUUUGUUUGUUUGUUUUUGUUUCUUUUGAUGCUGUUUUCAAAAUGGAAUGGUAAUCUUCUUAGUUUCGCAAAAAUGUGAUUUUUUCAUUAAAAAUGGUGUUUUCAUUUCAAAUGGUGUUCUUGUGGAUUUUGAGGUGUCUGCUUGCAAAUGCGAUAAUGAAGGGAGACUAUGGUUGAAAUUAAAUAUAAAAAAUGAACUAUUUACUCUUUCAUCUUUUUUUUUUUUUUUGCUGUCUGCUAUUUGCCACCUGAAUUUUCAACAAGACAAAUUUAUUUAGGUCGUGUGGGGGUUGCGUUCACUGAACGCCGCCUUUCCUUGUUGAUCUUGUUUAUCAUAUUUUCUAUAAUUGUCUUCUGUCUAUAUGAAUUUCAGAAGCAAGGUACAUUAUGUAUUUGUGGUGAUUUCAAAAGAUGGGUUGAACGUUUUUAUAGAGGGUGUUGAUAGUCUACCUAAAGGAGAAUUGUUGAUCAUAUUGUAAGUGUGUAUGGAUCAGCUAUGAUAGAUUGUUAAAUGGAUUGUAACGUUUGUAUUGUCGAUGGUGGUAAUACAGUCAAAAAUGAUAUCUCAUGUGUUAGACGUCAGGGCUGCUCAGUUGUUGACUAUUGUUUGACCAGCCACAUUGAUUUAGAUUGUUUAACUGAAUUGUUUGUCUUUAUAUCUGCUGACUUAAUCAACAAAUUUGGUCUUACUCCAUUAUUCAUACCAGAUCACUCAGUUUUAACAUGGAAAUUUGAAGUUAAAAACAUCAGUUGUGGACUUAAUCGGGACAACCACAAUGCACUCGGUGAUUCUACCAUAAGCCUGACCACAUCGAUGUCAAGAAUAUACCCAAAACUUUUUGUAAGGAUAAAGAUGUGAUAAAUAUAUAACGUAACUGUACAUUUACUUUAGAAGCCAGUUAAAAGACUCAAUCUGAUAUAAAUACAGUAUAAUUAUGUUGAGUUAGUCUGCCUAGGAUGAAACAAAAGACUCUUAAUUCAAAUAACAAUAAAGGAAGAAAAUGUUAUAAACCAUGGCGGUCUGAUGACCUUACUGUUAAAUAGAAUAAUGUUAAAUGCUGAAGGAAUGUAUUGUAAAAGCACCAAUGUCCAAAAUAAGCAACAUCUGAGACAGACCUACUGCCAGAAAGGGAAGAAUUUUAGUAGGGCUGUACAGAAUGCUUAAAGGUAUUUGUGGUACAAUUUACAAAACAGUCUUUUAAAUUAGGUUGAAAAUAACCCGCAGUCAUUUUGGAAAAGUAUUGGUAGAGUUGGUGUUGUUUCUCAUAAAUUCAAAACUAUUCAUAUGCAAAUUGUAAAUGAUAAUGGAGAUUGAGUAUUUGAUAUGCCAUCUGUACUUGAUAAAUGGAAAACAUCUUUUGAAAAUUUAUACAAUGUAAAUAUAAGAAACGAUCUUGUAGACCGGGCUGAAGAUACACCUCCUGGAUAAAACACAUGUUAAGAAUUUGAAAGGGAGAUUGAUGUUUUAGAAUUUAGGAAUGCUUUUAAGCGGGCCAAAAAUAACAAGGCUAGUGGGAUAGAUGCCUUGACGUAUUAGGUAUGUAAAAAUGACGCCUCGGUCUCGUGUCUCCAAAUUCUUUUUAAUUUUUGUUAUUCCAAAGUAUUGUUCCUUCUGAUUGGGGUAGGUGUAUCAUCAACCCGAUUCCAAAGUUCAAUACCCAGGAUAGGAAGGAUCCCAUGUCAUAUUGCGAAAUCGCAUUAGCUUAUGCAACGUACGAACUACAUGUGUAUAUUGUAGUAUUCUUAACCAACGUUUGCCAACAUGGACAGAAUCGAAUGCCAAGCUUGAGGAUGAACAAAAUGUGUUUCGAAAACGUCGUAGUACAACUGACAAAUUGACAACCUUGACCAAUAUUGAAUACAAAACCAAGCGAUCAACAUUUGUAGCAUACAUAGAUUUUAGCAAACCAUACGACUCCGUCAAUAGGGAUAUUCUGUGGAAGAAAUUAGCCACUGUUGGUGCAAAUGACUAAAAUGUUCUUUGCUAUAAAUUCUAUUUAUUCCAAUGUAACAGCUUGUGUACGGGUAAAAGAAAUGCGUACAAACUGGUUUAUUGUAAACAACGUCAUCGUCAGGGCUAUGUUUUGCCACUAAUUCUUUUCAAUUUCUAUGUUAAAGAUCUUACUGUGAGACUAAAGUAUGCAUUAUGCUUAUGUGUUGGCAUUUGAAAGGAAUAAAAGGUGUGUAUACUUCUUUAUGCUCAAGACAUUGUUUUCAUAGCUGAAACUUAGGAAGAUUUGCAAAGUAUGUUAGAUAUUCCGCAUGAAUCGUCAUGCGUCUCUAAUUAAUCCGACAAAGAGCGAUGUUAUGUAUUUUAGACCAAACAAUGUAAAUAGGGCCAAUCUUAUCUUAAAAUGUGGACUAGAUAAUCUUGAAUGUGUUCCAAAAUAUGUAUACUUAGGUUUAAUACACUAAGAGCAUUUAGACUACUCUUUCACAGCAUUUUUUUGCUCAGCUUUAGGUCUCUUAACAGCUAAAUUAAAGUUUUUAUGGGAAUGCCUUACAAUGUCUUUAAUAAAUUAUUUGACUAGUUGGUUUAGUCUGUGUAAGUAUAUGGAGCAGCUAUCAGGGGAAACAAAAAAUUUACCUGUAUUGACUCAAUUCAACGCCGUGUUAUGUGUCUUUUCUUAGGGACAUCACGUUUCUCUCCAUGUGCAGUCCUGAUAGGCGAUAUGGACUGGCAACCAACUUUCAGUAAACAUAUGAUUAGUGUUUCUAAUGUUUGGCACAUACUAUGUAUGAUGCCUAUGUUCAGAACAAACUACAAAGUGUUAUGUAUGCUAAUUCAGUUGGUAGUACUAGGUAUAAAAAACUUGUAUUUCCUCUUAAACAAAUUUUUAAUAAUCCUGAAUGUACAGAAUUUGAAACAUUGAUAAUGUUGUAUC